AAUGCGGUUGGGAUAAAUAAAUAAGACGUCAGUUUUGUGAAUCAGGGCGUUUCGGGGAGUCGUGCUGAACUUCACUGUGACUCUAAAAUAAAUAAAUAAACAAAUAAACAAACAGAUUAUGGCCUUAAACGCGUGCUACCGCCUGACGAGGUGUGUUUUACGAGUUUCAGAAAACAGAAAAGUAGCUGUGAGAGCGCUAGCUUCGCGGUGUUUAUAUCGCCAUUCCGGGGUGAGGACAGACCUUUGGACGCGCAGUUUCUCCGCAGCUGAUCAUCCCGCGGUGACGGUGACUUAUGAGCAGGUGAAGAAGCUGCUUGUGGUCAGAUCAGGUGUGGUGAUAGACGUGAGAGAGCCGUGGGAACUCCGGGAAUACGGCAGCAUACCUGGCUCCAUCAACGUGCCACUGGGUCAGGUGAGUGCGGCUCUGCAGCUGAAGCCGGAGGAGUUUAAGGUGAAAUACGGAGGUGAAAUGCCUAUGGUGGGUGAACACCUGGUCUUUACCUGUCUGGCAGGUGUGAGGAGUCAGAAAGCUCUGGAAGCAGCUCAGUCUUUAGGAUACUCCAAUGUACAGCAUUAUCCAGGAGGAUGGCAGGACUGGGCUAAACAUGAAAUAUUGCAGACUAAAGCGUGAGGUGACGUGAUGCUGUAAACCUGUGAGAAAUAUACUCAGUGUACUGUAAUAAAGGACCCACUGGUCAACAUCUUUCAGCUGCAGCGACUCGGGUCAUUUCAUUCGCCAAAUAUCCAGAAAUAAAGACUGAAACUGCAGUGAUGCAUGUCUUAUUCUACAAGCUUCUGUAUUUAUUUUCCAGCUUGUUUAUCAGGUGUCCUGAACACUAGAGCUUCAUUUUUCAGAAAGUUGGUAAGGAAUUCUGGCAUUUGGGAUGCGGCCAUAAUUAAAGUGGGAUUAAUACUUGCUCACCUUAAUGAUUUUAAUCAGGAAGUUUCUCAUAAAUGUGGGAUUAAGGCUCAUGCUCUGGAGAUAGAAGAAUGUACUGGAGGAAAGUCUGCACUCUUUUGCCUUUAAAUCUUCUUGAACAUUUCAGUGUCUGUGAUAAAAACCUUAAAUAAAUGACUUGAAUUUAA
Molecule: messenger RNA, 1086 nt
Organism: Hemibagrus wyckioides
Lineage: Eukaryota; Metazoa; Chordata; Actinopteri; Siluriformes; Bagridae
Gene: tstd3
Product: thiosulfate sulfurtransferase like domain containing 3
Exons: 4
Coding region: 119-631 (170 amino acids)
Cellular component (GO): mitochondrion
Molecular function (GO): thiosulfate-cyanide sulfurtransferase activity
Source: RefSeq, a predicted model, not a curated record